Messenger RNA from Gymnodraco acuticeps, 1836 nucleotides. RefSeq names its product formin-like protein 14. The record is from RefSeq and is a predicted model, not a curated record. Lineage: Eukaryota; Metazoa; Chordata; Actinopteri; Perciformes; Bathydraconidae. The transcript is spliced from 2 exons. The coding region runs from base 1 to 1836 and encodes 611 amino acids.
AUGGUUUUGGCACUGGCUGUGCUCUGGGUUUCUGACACUGGUCUCAGCGCCACCCAACGCCCCCUUCCCUCUUCAGGGGUCGGACACUGGUCUCAGCGCCACCCAACGCCCCCUUCCCUCUUCAGGGGUUUCGGACACUGGUCUCAGCACCACCCAACGCCCCCUUCCCUCUUCAGGGGUUUCGGACACUGGUCUCAGCGCCACCCAACGCCCCCUUCCCUCUUCAGGGGUCGGACACUGGUCUCAGCGCCACCCAACGCCCCCUUCCCUCUUCAGGGGUCGGACACUGGUCUCAGCGCCACCCUACGCCCCCUUCCCUCUUCAGGGGUCGGACACUGGUCUCAGCGCCACCCAACGCCCCCUUCCCUCUUCAGGGGUCGGACACUGGUCUCAGCGCCACCCAACGCCCCCUUCCCUCUUCAGGGGUCGGACACUGGUCUCAGCGCUACCCAACGCCCCCUUCCCUCUUCAGGGGUUUCGGACACUGGUCUCAGCGCCACCCAACGCCCCCUUCCCUCUUUAGGGGUCGGACACUGGUCUCAGCGCCACCCUACGCCCCCUUCCCUCUUCAGGGGUCGGACACUGGUCUCAGCGCCACCCAACGCCCCCUUCCCUCUUCAGGGGUCGGACACUGGUCUCAGCGCCACCCAACGCCCCCUUCCCUCUUCAGGGGUCGGACACUGGUCUCAGCGCCACCCAACGCCCCCUUCCCUCUUCAGGGGUCGGACACUGGUCUCAGCGCCACCCAACGCCCCCUUCCCUCUUCAGGAGUCGGACACUGGUCUCAGCGCCACCCUACGCCCCCUUCCCUCUUCAGGGGUCGGACACUGGUCUCAGCGCCACCCAACGCCCCCUUCCCUCUUCAGGGGUCGGACACUGGUCUCAGCGCCACCCAACGCCCCCUUCCCUCUUCAGGGGUCGGACACUGGUCUCAGCGCUACCCAACGCCCCCUUCCCUCAUCAGGGGUUUCGGACACUGGUCUCAGCGCCACCCUACGCCCCCUUCCCUCUUCAGGGGUCGGACACUGGUCUCAGCGCCACCCAACGCCCCCUUCCCUCUUCAGGGGUCGGACACUGGUCUCAGCGCCACCCAACGCCCCCUUCCCUCUUCAGGGGUUUCGGACACUGGUCUCAGCGCCACCCAACGCCCCCUUCCCUCUUCAGGGGUCGGACACUGGUCUCAGCGCCACCCAACGCCCCCUUCCCUCUUCAGGGGUCGGACACUGGUCUCAGCGCCACCCUACGCCCCCUUCCCUCUUCAGGGGUCGGACACUGGUCUCAGCGCCACCCAACGCCCCCUUCCCUCUUCAGGAGUCGGACACUGGUCUCAGCGCCACCCAACGCCCCCUUCCCUCUUCAGGGGUCGGACACUGGUCUCAGCGCCAACCAACGCCCCCUUCCCUCUUCAGGGGUUUCGGACACUGGUCUCAGCGCCACCCAACGCCCCCUUCCCUCUUCAGGGGUCGGACACUGGUCUCAGCGCCACCCUAUGCCCCCUUCCCUCUUCAGGGGUCGGACACUGGUCUCAGCGCCACCCAACGCCCCCUUCCCUCUUCAGGGGUCGGACACUGGUCUCAGCGCCACCCAACGCCCCCUUCCCUCUUCAGGGGUUUCAGACACUGGUCUCAGCACCACCCAACGCCCCCUUCCCUCUUCAGGGGUUUCGGACACUGGUCUCAGCGCCACCCAACGCCCUCUUCAGGGGUCGGACACUGGUCUCAGCGCCACCCAAUGCCCCCUUCCCUCUUCAGGGGUUUCGGACACUGGUCUCAGCGCCACCCAACGCCCCCUUUUUGCAAAGCACUAAAUGCAGUUCUCUAUUUUUUGCAAAAAUAA